Messenger RNA from Xiphophorus maculatus (southern platyfish), 1106 nucleotides. RefSeq names its product G protein subunit gamma 7 (gene gng7). NCBI's taxonomy places the organism in Eukaryota, Metazoa, Chordata, Actinopteri, Cyprinodontiformes, Poeciliidae. The coding region runs from base 310 to 522 and encodes 70 amino acids. Gene Ontology annotation, cellular component: heterotrimeric G-protein complex. The transcript is spliced from 4 exons. The record is from RefSeq and is a predicted model, not a curated record. Gene Ontology annotation, biological process: G protein-coupled receptor signaling pathway. Gene Ontology annotation, molecular function: G-protein beta-subunit binding.
GUGUGUGUGUGUAGCCGGCAGAGAGGGUGGGGAGGACCGGGGACAGGGUCAGUGGAAGAUUUCUUGCAGCCUGGGGGGCUUUGGACCUUCUGAGGAAGCGCAGGCAGCAGAAGCUGGAUCUUAUUUGUCGAAAGAGAAGCCAAUGUAAACGCAGCUGCCUCCCAGCUCUGUUCUCAUUACACGCCUACUGCUGUCCUGCCGCCUGCUUCCCCUCAGCUCGUCUUCUCCAUCUUCUCACAUUAGUGUUCAGAGAGAGCCCUGUCUGCACACCGCCAGUCAGUUUUCUCCUGUGUUGGUGUCUUCUGAUGGAUGAAUAUGUCCACUACUAAUAAUAUCGCCCAGGCCAGGAAACUGGUGGAGCAGCUGAGGAUCGAGGCAGGAAUUGAACGCAUUAAGGUGUCUAAAGCGGCGGCGGACCUGAUGAGUUACUGUGAGCAGCACGCUCGAAGCGACCCCCUGCUGGUUGGCGUGCCCACCUCUGAAAACCCUUUCAAGGACAAGAAGCCUUGCAUCAUCCUAUAGCUUCAUACGUGCUUUUUUUUUUUUUUUUUUGCCCUCACACACACACAUACACACCCACACACAUCAGAUUCUCCUAUUCACAUAGGCUCACACAUAAAAGUUGACUUUUGCUAUCAAAAUAGGUCCCCACCCAUCCUCAGACGCCAAGAAACCCCAGCUGGCGUUUGGGGGUUACACACACAGUCGCUCCAAAUUUAGCCACUCUGAAACAGUGCCACAAUCCAGAACCACCACUAGGGGGCAGGUAUCUUGUCCUUAUAGCUUCUGAGAUGAGUUAAGCAUAGAGUAUGGUCCAAAGUGCUUUGGUAUUAUUCCCAUAUGCUGGUGAAUUAACAACCGCUUAACUUGAAAAGUUAUUUCUGACAUUUAACAAUUGGUAGGAGGCCCGCUACUUCUCCGUCGCCAGUCAUGAAACGAGGUGUCGGGUAAAUGAUGGGCAGCUGCUGCACAGGCAGGCAGUGGGAAGAAGCAUGUGGGCAACACAAAUAAGUGGUGGGCGCCAGUCCGACCGUGCCAAACACGAGCCAGUGUCGCAGCGAAAAGCUCAAUAAAUGCUUAAUCUUCUGCGGGAACUUUAAGAUAAA